CGGAUCGUUCGGAACGCGCUGAGCCCAAAAAAAUAAUAAAUAGAAAGAAAUCGUCGAGCGCCGAGCACAACGAGAAGCAGCGUCGAGACGGGGCACGUUAAACGGCACAAAGUGUAGUGUAGUUCUAGGCUUUAAGUUAUUUUCCCUUUUUUUUUUUGGGUUACUGUUUCCUCUUUGUUGCAAUCCUUUUGGCUUGUCACAGAAACACACGCACACCCACACACACACACACGCGCAGAGAUACAGAGAGCAACGGACAAACGGUUCUGCGAUUAUGUUUAUUGGCAGCGCGCACAACAACCAAAAGUCCAGCAAAUAGCGCAAUGCUGUCCAAUCCGAAUCCAACCUAGUGAGUACCUCAAUGCCACACGAAAGCAAACAAAAUGCAUUCGUGGUGCUAACAUCUAGAUAAAUUUCAAGUGCAAGCGCGCUGGGCACAUUCAACUGACCGUGUGAGAGCGAGCGAGUGAGACGAGUGGAAGGAGCACUGUUUGGGGCGCCAGCAGCGGAGAAAGCAUAAUCAUAGCAUAAUCGUGGGCAAGGAAUACGACAAUUAUUCAGGUUUGCGUUUGCGGCUCACACAAACAACCACAAAGACACCCAACGUAGAACUUAGCCACAGAUACAACACAGAUCUGACGGAUCGCAUUACUCAAUCAGUUAACGUAUUGUGAUUAUGACUUAUAUACCUAAAAAUAUGAAUCACUAUGCGCAUGCAGCCAUGAACCUGAUCAACAUGGACUCGGAGAAUCGGGUCGUGCUCAAUGUGGGCGGCAUUAGGCAUGAAACGUAUAAGGCGACACUGAAGAAGAUUCCAGCCACGCGUCUAUCACGUCUGACCGAAGCGCUGGCCAACUACGAUCCCAUACUGAACGAGUACUUCUUCGACAGGCAUCCAGGUGUAUUUGCACAAGUGCUCAACUACUACAGAACUGGCAAGCUGCAUUAUCCCACGGAUGUGUGCGGUCCGCUGUUUGAGGAGGAAUUGGAGUUUUGGGGUCUUGACUCGAACCAGGUGGAGCCUUGUUGCUGGAUGACCUAUACACAGCAUCGUGACACACAAGAAACCCUAGCCGUACUCGAUCGCUUAGAUCUGGAUACGGAAAAACCGUCCGAAGAGGAAUUGGCACGCAAAUUUGGCUUCGAGGAGGACUAUUAUAAGGGCACCAUCUCCUGGUGGCAGGAAAUGAAGCCGCGCAUUUGGUCGCUAUUCGACGAGCCAUACAGUUCAAAUGCCGCCAAGACAAUUGGCGUCGUUUCGGUGUUCUUCAUAUGCAUUUCAAUAUUGUCCUUCUGUUUGAAAACCCAUCCGGAUAUGCGUGUGCCCAUCGUACACAAUGUCACAGUGAAAACGGCCAAUGGCAGCGCCGCCUGGUUUCUGGACAAGUCAAUGACCAAUGCGCACAUCGCCUUCUUCUACAUAGAAUGCGUUUGCAAUGCCUGGUUUACGUUUGAGAUAUUGGUCCGCUUUAUCUCAUCGCCGAACAAGUGUGAAUUCUUAAAGUCAUCUGUUAACAUCAUAGAUUAUAUAGCGACGCUUAGUUUUUAUAUUGAUCUAGUGCUUCAGCGAUUCGCAUCGCAUCUGGAGAACGCUGACAUACUCGAGUUCUUCUCGAUCAUACGCAUCAUGCGUCUGUUCAAGCUGACGCGCCAUUCGUCCGGCCUGAAAAUUCUGAUACAGACGUUCCGGGCCUCGGCGAAGGAGCUAACACUUCUGGUAUUCUUCCUGGUGCUGGGCAUUGUGAUCUUUGCCAGUCUCGUCUACUAUGCCGAGCGCAUCCAGCCCAAUCCGCACAACGACUUCAAUAGCAUACCGCUGGGCCUGUGGUGGGCACUGGUCACCAUGACUACCGUUGGCUAUGGUGACAUGGCGCCCAAAACCUACAUUGGCAUGUUCGUGGGCGCCCUCUGUGCUCUGGCCGGUGUGCUAACCAUUGCACUGCCAGUGCCCGUCAUCGUUAGCAACUUUGCCAUGUACUAUUCGCAUACGCAGGCGCGAGCCAAACUGCCAAAGAAGCGUAGACGAGUGCUUCCCGUCGAGCAGCCGCGACAGGCCCGGCUGCCAGGUGAGCGCGCUCCAGGUGGCGUCAGUGGCUGUGGCACGCCAGGCUCUGGUCCACACUCCGGGCCCAUGGGCUCUGGGGGCACUGGACCGCGUCGCAUGAACAAUAAAACCAAGGAUCUGGUCAGCCCCAAGUCAGGUCCCCUGGGCGCCAGCAUCGUUGCGAUGAGUCCACGCACUAUGCUAGACUUGAAUCCGGCAUUGGCCAUGGGUAAGCCCACAUUUCAGCCACGUUUUCCAACCCAAUUGGCUGCCACUCCCCCCUCGGCGCCCAUAAUCCCUGUGACACUGGCAGCGAACGUAACGGCCACAGCUGCCGGAGCAGCAGCUGCAGCCGCAUCAGGAACACUGCCAGCGGUGCCCAGCAUAGCGGUGUCGACCACCGCCAGCAUGGGCAAAGAUAGCACCGCCACCGGCACCACCACCACCACCACCACCACCACCCUGGAGGCCAGCAAGAAGGCGUUCCUCUAAGAAGCCGGAGCGGACCGGAGCGGCACAUUUCUCAAGUCCCAUCAAGCAAUAUUUAGCCUAUAACCUAUUGUAACCUUCGCAUACGUAUAUGCCUACUUAUGAGUAAUUAUCAAUCUAAUAUCACGCGAACAACACUCCCAUAUCAUGACAUACAUAUUACUGUAGCUAUAUAAGUAUUAUUACAAUUAAUAAUCCAUUCGGCACUGCUUGGCAUUUUGGGAACAACAAAAGUCCAAAACGUUUUUAACUAUCAACUUUUUAGUAUUAUAUUUAAAUUGUUUUAUC
Molecule: messenger RNA, 2821 nt
Organism: Drosophila hydei
Lineage: Eukaryota; Metazoa; Arthropoda; Insecta; Diptera; Drosophilidae
Gene: Shaw
Product: potassium voltage-gated channel protein Shaw
Exons: 8
Coding region: 677-2536 (619 amino acids)
Biological process (GO): potassium ion transmembrane transport; protein homooligomerization
Cellular component (GO): voltage-gated potassium channel complex; neuronal cell body membrane; dendrite membrane
Molecular function (GO): delayed rectifier potassium channel activity; protein binding
Source: RefSeq, a predicted model, not a curated record